UGGGCGGAGUUCGGCCCGGAUUGGACGCAGCCUCCCUUAUUAUCCCACCCCUCUGGUGCUCAGGAUCUGAGUUUAAGACGCAGGGGCGGCUCAAAGAGCGAGAGUCCUUGGUUAGGCCUCGGCUGGCCGGCGUCCGCGUCGGUCUUGCAGGGGAGGAGGCAAGUUGGGGGCGGGGCUCACGUGGCCGAAACCCGUCGUGGAGCCACUCUGCGGAAGCACCGCGUCUUUGGAGCCUGUGGAGGUGUUAAGUGGUAUAUCCUGAGAGAAGAUGGGAAAGGGCUGCAAGGUUGUGGUCUGUGGCUUGUUAUCUGUGGGGAAAACGGCAAUUUUGGAGCAGCUUCUUUAUGGGAAUCAUACUAUUGGAAUGGAAGAUUGUGAAACAAUGGAAGAUGUAUAUAUGGCUUCAGUGGAAACAGAUCGGGGAGUAAAGGAACAGUUACAUCUUUAUGACACCAGAGGUUUACAGGAAGGUGUGGAGCUUCCAAAACAUUAUUUUUCAUUUGCUGAUGGCUUUGUUCUUGUGUACAGUGUGAAUAACCUUGAAUCCUUUCAAAGAGUAGAACUUCUGAAGAAAGAAAUUGAUAAGUUUAAAGACAAAAAGGAGGUGGCAAUUGUUGUAUUGGGAAACAAAAUUGACCUUUCUGAGCAGAGACAAGUGGAUGCUGAGGUGGCACAGCAGUGGGCAAGAAGUGAGAAAGUGCGCCUGUGGGAGAUCCCGCAGAUAUCCCGUCUACCUAGGUCACAGAAUCACUGUAAUGGAGUCUCCACAAAUGAGGAGCCAGAAAUGGGAUCUACAGCUCAGAACCACCAGGAAAUCACAGGGUCAGAAGCUGAGGAGAGGAGACAACAGCUUUAACAAAACUCGGUGCUGCAGCAGCUGCUAAAGCGGCCCAAGUUGGAGCAUCCACAUGGGACAUUUCACAGCCGACUAAGUCUAACAAAUUUUCUCCUAGUGCUGGUAAGCAGACACGUGACCUUCACCAGUGGCCACUGACCAGCUACCAUUCUGACUUGUAAACUAACACACACAGUGCAUAUGCUACCACAUGCUAAAACCUGGUGCUUCCUAAAAACAUUCUCACCAUGUAAUAUUUAAUAAGAAAGGAGUGCAGAGCAUAACGCCCAAAAAGAAAAGGGUCCUAACAAAAACAUCAGCUAGUAAUUCCCAAUUUUAUAUGAAAAACACUCGCAGAGAAUUAACUGCUAAGGUUUAUGUCCAUUCAGGCUAAGUCUUAUGGAAAAUGCCAAAAGGCAAGAAAAAUUCUGAAAGAGAGGAGGCAGAUGUUCCAAGCCGAAGGUGAGGAGCUUGGCUGAGAGGUAUAAAAUGUGGCUAACAGCCCACAUACAUAAUUGGAAAAUAAAGUUAAAGAAGAAAAGGACAUGAAAAAUGAAAUGAGAGGGGAAGUUUUAAUUUCUUAUUUUUUUCCCUCUUAAAAGGAAAAAAAAUAACCCCAAUUUAAGUACUGGCCCAGAGGGAGAAGACAACUAUCUCAGAACAUAUACACAAAGAUGAUAGAUUGAACCCAUGAUACCAACUUUCACUCCUUCCCCAAACUCCGACAAUAUGACAGUAAAGAUUUUUAAAGGCAUAAACCUACAAAGAUGGGAAGAAAAGGAAAGGGGAUAAUAUUCACAGAAGUUUGGAAGUUAGGAGGCAAACUGGCAAGUUGUAAAGGAUUCGACAUGAUAUAUCCAAGAAGCUGAAUCCUAAAGUGGCUGUGAAAAAAGCCAAAAAUCAAGCCCAGGUAGACCACAUAACCCUCCCUAAAGACUCAGGAAUCUGUGGUGCCUGAGGAGGUUGAGAAUGAGGCAGGGGAAGUUUUAAAAUAAGAAUUGGUUAAAAGUGUGUAUCAGUGGUCCAAUUCCAAGACCCUGUGUGAAAGAUGGAAUUCUGAGAUGGGCAGCAUGAUAUCCUCCCGCUAAUAUACUCUGACCUCCUCCAUGAGAGCAUGAAUGGACAGAGCUAUGACUUGCUUCUCCCUAACAGAAUAAGGCAAAGCUGAUUGUACACCACUCUUGGAUCAGGUUAUGUUUUCUGUAAAUUGUUAUUACAUAAGACUCAGUCUUAACUGACAAGAGAAAGACUGUCCUGCUGGCCCUGAAAGAGCAAGCUGCUAUGAUAUCAGUUGCCCGAAGAGAGGGCUAGAGAACUGCUGCUGUGGUCUCUGAGAGCAAUUGACUUCAGUCCUAUGGCUGCAAGGAAGUAAACUCCACGUCACAACUGCGUAAGUUUGGAAGCAAACCCUGAGCAACAGAUGAGCACACAGGCUAGCUAGCUGGUUCCUUGAAUGCAGCCUAGAAAACCCUGAAUAGAGGUCUAAGCUGUGCCCCAACUCCUGACCCAUGUGAACUGUACAUACUGAAAUGUAUGUACUGUUUUGAACUGCUAAAGUUGUGGUAGUUUGUUAUACAGUAAUAGUUAUCCUGCCUGACUGGGGUUUAUUUUCUGGAGAGGUUUAAAACUGAGGGUCUCUGAACCAGGGGACAUUAAUAUGGAUGAGGGCAGAGGUGCUGUACUGACAAUGAGCUUAUGCAUGACCAACAAUAAGAUCCCCAGUUUUGUUUCUCAGCUCCCAGAACAAAGCUUGGCCUUUACCCUCCAGGCAGUCUCCUUUGGGGGAUGUUAACAGCCUAGAGGAAAAGUCUCCCUAACUAAGUUAACAGAUAACCAAGGAACAUGGUUCCUUGAUGAUGGAAAUGGCAAAUGAUGAUCAAAACAAACUAGAAGACAGUCAAUUAGAGAAAACAGAAUUUAGAAAGAAAAUUUCAAAAUAAAUGAAAUUACUAAUAUCCAGAGAGACAGAAGAUACUGCACUGAUAAAACAAGGAUAUGGGUAAAACAAAACAGUAUUCAGAAAAGAAAAAGGAGGGUAGGGGUCAGGUGCUGAUAAUGGGCGAAGGCAGUCAAACAGUACAAACUUCCAGUUAUAAGAUACCAAGUUCUGGGAAUAUAAUAUAUAGUAUAGUUAACAAUACUGUAUCAUAUUGCUAUCAGGUAGAUCUUAAAAGUCUCAUCACAGCAAGAAAAACUGAAACAAUGGAGGUGAUGGGUGUUAACUAAACUUACUGUGGUAAAGUCAUUAUGUAAUAUACACAUAUAUCAAAUCACUACAUUCUAUACCCUAAACUAAUACGAUGUUAUAUU
This is a messenger RNA of Neogale vison (American mink), 3145 nucleotides long. It is a transcript of the gene NKIRAS1, whose product is annotated as NFKB inhibitor interacting Ras like 1. Gene Ontology annotation, biological process: canonical NF-kappaB signal transduction. Gene Ontology annotation, molecular function: GTP binding; GTPase activity. The transcript has 7 exons. Lineage: Eukaryota; Metazoa; Chordata; Mammalia; Carnivora; Mustelidae. The record is from RefSeq and is a predicted model, not a curated record. The coding region runs from base 269 to 856 and encodes 195 amino acids.